ACCUGACGUCACGAGUGCUAUAAAACUCAGCAAUUGCUUUAAACUCUUCUUGCUGGAUCAGAGGCUUUAAAAUCUUUUUUCAUCUUCGAGCUGUAGCUCGGGCUGCUUGUCGGCUUGGCCUCCCCCUCCCCCCUUUGCUCCCUGCCUUGUCUUUCCCCAGGACUUCGCUAUUUUGCUUUUUUUUAAAAAAGGCAAGAAAGAACUAAACUCCCCCCUCCCUCUCCUCCAGUCGGGCUGCACCUCUGCCUUGCACUUUGCACGGAGGGAGAGAGCGCGCGAGGGAGAGAGAGCGAGAAAGAGAGAGAGAGGAAAGAAAAAAUAAUAAUAAAGAGAGCCAAGCAGAAGAGGAGGCGAGAAGCAUGAAGUGUUAACUCCCCGGUGCCAAGGCCCGCGCCGCCCGGACAGACGCCCGCCGCGCCUCCAGCCCCGAGCGGCCGCCGCGCGCGCCCUGCCUGCAGCCCGGGCCGGCGAGGCGAGCCCUUCCUUAUGCAAAGCGCGCAGCGGAGCGGCGAGCGGGGGACGCCGCGCACCGGGCCGGGCUCCUCCAGCUUCGCCGCCGCCGCCGCCGCCGCCGCCGCCGCCACCACCGCAGCCCGCGGAGGACCUUCCCGAGCCUGAAGCCGCCGGCUCUGCGCGCAAGGAGGCGAGCGAGCAAGGAGGGGCCGGGGCGAGCGAGGGAGCACAUUGGCCCCAUCUGGCGGAGCGGCGGCGGCGGCGGCAGGAGAAUGGCAUCAGAACUGGCAAUGAGCAACUCCGACCUGCCCACCAGUCCCCUGGCCAUGGAAUAUGUUAAUGACUUCGAUCUGAUGAAGUUUGAAGUGAAAAAGGAACCGGUGGAGACCGACCGCAUCAUCAGCCAGUGCGGCCGUCUCAUCGCCGGGGGCUCGCUGUCCUCCACCCCCAUGAGCACGCCGUGCAGCUCGGUGCCCCCUUCCCCCAGCUUCUCGGCGCCCAGCCCGGGCUCGGGCAGCGAGCAGAAGGCGCACCUGGAAGACUACUACUGGAUGACCGGCUACCCGCAGCAGCUGAACCCCGAGGCGCUGGGCUUCAGCCCCGAGGACGCGGUCGAGGCGCUCAUCAGCAACAGCCACCAGCUCCAGGGCGGCUUCGAUGGCUACGCGCGCGGGGCGCAGCAGCUGGCCGCGGCGGCCGGGGCCGGCGCCGGCGCCUCCCUGGGCGGCAGCGGCGAGGAGAUGGGCCCCGCCGCCGCCGUGGUGUCCGCCGUGAUCGCCGCAGCCGCCGCGCAGAGCGGCGCGGGCCCGCACUACCACCACCACCACCACCACGCCGCCGGCCACCACCACCACCCGACGGCCGGCGCGCCCGGCGCCGCGGGCAGCGCGUCCGCCUCGGCCGGUGGCGCGGGGGGCGCGGGCGGCGGUGGCCCGGCCAGCGCCGGGGGCGGCGGCGGCGGCGGCGGCGGAGGGGGCGCGGCGGGGGCGGGGGGCGCCCUGCACCCGCACCACGCCGCCGGCGGCCUGCACUUCGACGACCGCUUCUCCGACGAGCAGCUGGUGACCAUGUCGGUGCGCGAGCUGAACCGGCAGCUGCGCGGGGUCAGCAAGGAGGAGGUGAUCCGGCUGAAGCAGAAGAGGCGGACCCUGAAAAACCGCGGCUAUGCCCAGUCCUGCCGCUUCAAGAGGGUGCAGCAGAGACACGUCCUGGAGUCGGAGAAGAACCAGCUGCUGCAGCAAGUCGACCACCUCAAGCAGGAGAUCUCCAGGUUGGUGCGCGAGAGGGACGCGUACAAGGAGAAAUACGAGAAGUUGGUGAGCAGCGGCUUCCGAGAAAACGGCUCGAGCAGCGACAACCCGUCCUCUCCCGAGUUUUUCAUAACUGAGCCCACUCGCAAGUUGGAGCCAUCAGUGGGAUACGCCACAUUUUGGAAGCCCCAGCAUCGUGUACUUACCAGUGUGUUCACAAAAUGAAAUUUGUGUGAGAGCUGUACAUUAAAAAAAAAAAAAAAAUCAUUAUUAUUUGCAGUCAUGGAGAACCACCUACCCCUGACUUCUGUUUAGUCUCCUUUUUAAAUAAAAAUUACUGUGUUAGAGAAGAAGGCUAUUAAA
This is a messenger RNA of Rhinopithecus roxellana (golden snub-nosed monkey), 2066 nucleotides long. It is a transcript of the gene MAF, whose product is annotated as MAF bZIP transcription factor. The transcript has 3 exons. The coding region runs from base 726 to 1928 and encodes 400 amino acids. Gene Ontology annotation, biological process: regulation of transcription by RNA polymerase II; lens fiber cell differentiation. Gene Ontology annotation, molecular function: DNA-binding transcription factor activity, RNA polymerase II-specific; RNA polymerase II cis-regulatory region sequence-specific DNA binding. The record is from RefSeq and is a predicted model, not a curated record. NCBI's taxonomy places the organism in Eukaryota, Metazoa, Chordata, Mammalia, Primates, Cercopithecidae. Gene Ontology annotation, cellular component: nucleus.